AUGAACUCGUUAAAUCAGUUGGUUGGAUGUCUUCCUUUUGAUCAGGAGAGAUUGAAGGAAGCUAUUGCUGGAAAAUGCAAUGUUGUCUGCAUCUCAAAGGACAGCAGAAAUCCACAACCUUCAGCUGAAGAACUUGAAGCAGCGGAUUAUGUCUUUUACCGCGUAUUUGAUGUCAAGAGCUGUACGGUAUCAGAUCAUAUGGAUGAUAAGGUUGGCGGGCUUGAAGUCAAGUAUGUAUUUAACAAAGGAGAGAGUGUUAGGACCCCUGCUGUUCCAAAUCAUAAUCCGAGUGGCAGAGAAAUACCUGAAGUUGCAGUUAAUGGAGCAAACUAUGUGAAACAAGGUGACAAUGCAAAGGGGACACUGGUGAAGAAGGGAAAUUUACCUGGAGAUGGUCCUGGUCCUUCUGGAGUUCAUGUUAAUUCCAGUGAUAUAAGAAAACUAAAAGAUAAUUCCAUAGAGAAGCAAAGUAUGCUGGGGGAGAAAAAUAUUGGGAGCAAAGCUGGCAGUGAGAAAGAUAAGUCUAAGGACAUAAAGUCGCCUACCAGUCAGGUUAAAGUGGAAGAAAGAGUAAAAUAUGCGAGAAAUCCUGGUGACUUGGAUGGUACACAACCGAAGAAAGCUAGACUUGAUGGUACACUUCCAUCAUUGGAGGUCAAAGACGUAGGUUGUGUACAAAGCUUAACUAGCCCUGGAAAGGAUGCUGUGAAUUUGGUGACUGGUGUCCCUUCAGCUUAUACAAAUUCACAAUCAGAACUUAACAAGAAUUUGGACAGAUCAGGGAAAGAUGGCAAUUUGGCUGGGAAGUCGGGUGAUUUAAAUGAAAAGUUGCUAAAAUCCGCCGAAUUAACCAAAGAUUUGGAGGGGGAUGGAAAAGAUGCCAAAUUAAAGAAAGAUGUAAAUGCUUCGCAUGGGAAGCCAUCAAAAGAUUCUGCCGCUACGGAAAUGGGUAAAGAACUCGGCGAAAAUUUGAGUGCUCGCAAAAGGCUACUAAAUAUUGAUGUUGUUCCCGAAUUGGUUAAUAAUCCAAAUGCUUCCACGCAAAUACCUUUGAAGCAAACACCUAAUGGAGGAAAUACUCCAUAUGAUAACGACACUAGAAUCGCUUAUGAUUCAAGCCCUUUAGGAGGACCCCCAACAAAGAAAGGCAAAUUUGAUGCUAAUGCCAAGAAUUCUAUAGAUUGCAAGAACAAGAGCAAUGAGAAUAUGAAGGAUAAAGCUUCUCCAAGUGAAGCAAAGAAUUCGCCGAAGCUCAAGGAUCAUAACGAUAUGGCAAAAUCAAAACUUAUCAAAGGUGGUCCCAAGGAGAAUACAAAUGUCGAGGUUGGCAAGCCUCCUAGAAAAAGCUUGUCCACUCCGACAACACGUAAUGGUAGCGAUGGAAAAGUCGAAAGCCGUACAUUUGAAGUCACUCGAAGACCCAUUAUUGAAAAGAGUAAGUGGAUGAAACUGAAUUGGGAGGACAAAAUGAAGAAUGCUCAUGAUCAAGGAAGACUGCUUUUGCUCCAGAAUUUGGACCUAACAUACACUUCCGGAGACGUAGAGAAAUCACGUCGCAGAGGUGACCCUAUCGCCAAAGUUGGCGCGCCUCGCAGAGCCUGUCCCCUCCUCAAAGGCGAUGCACAUGCGCUCCUCACCUGA
Messenger RNA from Striga hermonthica, 1641 nucleotides. The record is from the annotation of a GenBank genome assembly. Lineage: Eukaryota; Viridiplantae; Streptophyta; Magnoliopsida; Lamiales; Orobanchaceae.